GAUUGGCCUCUCUCUUUGGUCUGGAUCAAACAGUCUCAAGCCAUGGAAAUGAAUUCUUCCAGUACACUGCACCGAAGCAGCCUAAGAAGGGUCAAAUGGCAACUGCAGGUCAGGCAGCCCAGAAGGCUCCUGUGGCCCCCGCAGCUUCAGGAGCACCAUCAGUGUUCGUGGCCACUGCAGUUCAUGCUUAUCGAUAUACAAAUGGGCAGUACUUGAAGCAAGGCAAGUAUGGAGCAGCUGUAGUGGGGAACCAUGCUACUAAAGAGUACAGGAUCCUCCUUUACAUCAGUCAGCAGCAACAGAUCACAGCUGCAAGGAUCCAUCCAGGCUUCGUAUUCACGGUUCAACCCAACAAUUACAGUACGUUCUAUGAUGAUCAGAGACAAAACUGGUCGAUCAUGUUUGAGUCAGAAAAGGCAGCCAUGGAUUUCAGUAAACAGGUGUGCAUUGCCAAAUGCAACAGCUCCCCAGUGCUCGAUUCAGUGCUCUACCAGGAUCUCCUCCUUGGAGAAGGGCAGGGAGUAGAAGGAGGAGACUCUCUGGAGAUCGCCUAUACGGGUUGGCUGUUCCAGAACAAUGGGCUUGGACAGGUGUUUGAUUCAAAUGUUAACAAAGACAAGCUGCUGCGGCUGAAGCUGGGAUCUGGAAAGGUCAUCAAGGGCUGGGAAGAAGGAAUGAUGGGGAUGAAGAAGGGAGGGCGAAGGUAUCUCAUCAUUCCUCCAGCAUGGGCCUACGGGGCUCAGGGAGUGGCUGGCCGUGUCCCUCCAGACUCUACUUUAGUUUUUGAAGUGGAAGUUAGGCGGGUGAAGUUGGUAAAGGAAUGCUCUGGUUCAGAUGGACAGAGUGUUAGUUCAAGGGAUUCUCCUGCACCUUCUCCAGUACCCAAUGCAGAUGGCUUCUCUGCAGACACUGGUUUAUUGCCUCCAUCUACAAUACCUCCAAAGCCUGGGGAGCCAGCUGUUCGGGCCAAGUCAAACUCCAUCAGUGAACAGCUAGCAAAUCCAGAUGUAGCAAAGGCAAAGCUAAUUUCUCGGAUGGCUAAAAUGGGACAGCCCAUGCUGCCUUUCCUUGCUGGGACAGCAGGUGGUCAACUUGACUCCAGUGACUCGGAAAUAGAGGAUCCAAAUACACUGAGAGGGACAGCGCAGCCAGUGGCUUCAUCCUCAGUGAGACCAUCACAGCCAGCUCAUGCUGUACUGCCCACAGUGUCCACACAAGUACCUCAAGGCUCUGGUUCUACACCCCCAGUAUCUUCUGCUGCUUUAAUACCUGCAACGAUCCAACCCCAUUCAGCUCUGCCUGGAGGAGCACAGGGCUUUCAGGCAUAUCCAGGAAUGGCAUUUGCUUACCCCCAAACUGCUGCGUCUGCUUCUCAACUCCAGCCUGUAGGACAGAUGUAUCCCACUCCUUACCAAGCACCUGGGGAUGUUACUUCCUUUUUGAUGACAGAAGCUCGGCAGCAUAACACUGAAAUCCGACUGGCUGUUAGCAAAGUAGUAGAUAAAAUGGAUCAUCUGGCUGCCAAGGUGGAAGAGUUGAAGAAACAAAACGCUGGUAACAGCUCACUACUGCCUGGUAUCUCUUCUGUUACUAUGGAAGCCUCCAUGAUCAUGAGCAAUAUCCAACGCAUAAUCCAGGAGAAUGAGAGACUGAAGCAAGAGAUAUUUGAGAAGAGCAGUCGGAUUGAGGAGCAGAAUGAGAAGAUCAGCGAGUUGAUUGAGAGAAAUCAGAGAUACGUCGAACAAAGUAAUUUGCUAAUGGAGCAGAGGAACCAUUCACUACAAACAACAAAUGAAAACACACAGGCAAGAGUGUUGCAUGCAGAACAGGAGAAGCACAUGCUGCCAGUGGAUCGGGGCUGGGACCAGGCCAAAGUUGCAGAGGAGUUAGCAGCUGCCACAGCACAGGUUUCCCAGCUGCAGCUGGAGCUGACUGCCCACCAGAAGAAGGAAAUGGACCUGAGGAAACAGCUGUCUGCUGCCUUGCAGGAGGCAGAGAGACAUGAGACACAACUCAACAAACUGCAAGCACAGCUAGAAGAGCUCCAGGAAGCCUCUGAGGACACUCAGACUAGAUUCAAAGCUGAGAAGCAGAGCCGCAAACAGCUGGACAUGAAGGUUACAGCACUCGAAGAAGAGCUAACAGACCUGAAGGUGGAAAAGGAGACUCUUGAAAGGAAUCUUGCAGAGAGGAAGAAGAAAUCCCUCUCAGAGAGAGCUCAGGCAGAGGAAGAGAUGGAAGAAAUACGCAGAUCAUAUCAGCAGGAACUGGACAAGCUUCGACAGUUGCUGAAGAAGGCACGGACUUCGACUGACCAGGCAGCAGCAGAGCAGCUGUCACUCAUCCAGGCAGAGCUGGAAUCCCAGUGGGAAGCCAAAUGUGAACGUUCGCUGGCCUCAGCCAAGGAGCAGCAUGUUAGACAGUACCAGGAGGUGUGUGAGCAGAGAGAUUCCCUGCAGCAGCAGGUGUCCCAGCUGGAAGAGAAGCUUGCAGCUCUAAAACACUCAAAAAAAGCUGAGGAGCAAAAAUUGUCCGAGUUUCAGCAACAUUUGGAGCAACUAGAGCCUAUCAAAGAGAAGUAUUUGGCCUUGCAGGCUGAUGUGGUGAUGCUGAAGGCUCACUAUGAACAACGCAUCCAAGACCUGGAGAGGGAUCAGGAUGGAUCUUCACCUGCAGACUUCACAGAGGAAGUAAAGAAGAUAAUGAACAGUGUGUUUCAAUCUCUUCGUGGUGAAUUUGAGCUGGAAGAGACAUACAGUGGCAGGACAGUUCUGGGUGUUGUCAUGAACACUAUUAAGACCGUAACACUGCAGCUACUCAACAGGCAGCAGGAGAAACCAGAUCAUGACAGUAAAAAGGAGGACUCUGGAACAGGAGUGGCAAGACAGGAGGGAUCACGAGGAGCAAAGACUGAUCACGAAGAUCCCGUGCAGCAUAGCCCAGCACAGAGUGUUGUGUUCCCAGCUAAUCCUGGGGAAGCGACCACAGGCUCCACAGUGUCUGACCAGGGCAGCGAGUCUGCUCCUCUCUCUGCCAGGCCCAGAACUCCUGAGGAGGAGCAGGUGACACAGAGCAGUGGGGUGUCAGAAGAGGAGAAGGUCCAGGGGGAACAUCCCUCUUCCACAGCUGAAUCCCGCCUGGAUCCUGAUAAGGGGCCUGUAUUUGCAGGACAGCCUGCUCCUGAGGUGGAUGAGGACUCUAUCCCAGCUGAGCAAAGGCAGGAGAGCAGUCCCACCAGGAAAGCUGAGCCUGAAUGCAGUCCCUCCAGGGUAUCUUUGCAGGCAGAAGUUGCAGAACCUUCUGUUGUGGAAGCCAAGCCAGGAGAAGCGGAUGUGGCAGUGCUUCCAGAAAAGCCAGCUGUGGAGCAGAGGGCAGAGGAGCCUGUGGGGGGUUUAGAGCCCCCUCCUUUAAAUGGCGAGGGAGGGAACUGCACAGACCUGUCACACGGAGCUGGCUCCCAGAAAGGACCUGCCUCAGGAUCCAGCACAGCAGAGCCAAGCUCAGCUGUUAUCAGAGAAACCUCAGGAGAGAUGGAACUGGGCUCUAGCCCCAGGCAAAAGGGUUCCAGCCUCUCUGAAGAUGACAACUUCUUUGAAACAGCAUCUCAUAAACCACUGAAGCCUCGAGUUCCCUCUGAAGAGGAUGAUGAGGAGGAAGUGAGCAUGAAGGGGCGUCCCCCUCCAGCUCCGCUCUUUGGCGAUGAUGAUGAUGAUGAUCUGGACUGGCUGGGAUGAAGAGCUGCCCGGUGAGCCUGUGAGCCCUCUCCUCUGGGAAUGGCCUCUCCUGGGCACUUUGCACUUAACGAGCUGCAUCCGUGGGACAGUUGUGAAGAACCAGGGACUUCCCAGGCUCUCGUACUGCAGACUGAUGGGGCCUGGGAGCAGGAGGCUCUUGUUGCGCCCAGACUCAUUGCUCUGACCUGACAAACACAUGCAGAGGUUGGGACGAGCUGAAGGAACUAACCAGUCUUACUGCAUGUUUGUAUUGCUGUCCUACUUCUGUGAACUGUUGAUUCAUUAACCCGAAACUUUAUGCAAAUAUAAACUUUAUAAAGUGCUUCAGAAGAUCAAGUCUGGCAGGACCCUGCAGUAGGUAACUUUUUUUAAAAAAGCAAACUAAAAUCUCAUCUUCUUGCCCAGUGAAGAUCUCCUUGGAGUAUUUUUCUUAGUCCCCAGGGUGGCUCCCAGGGACUCUGCACCAUCUCAGAGCAAUGUGCAGUGGGAGGUUUGGCCGAGAGACCCCAGGCAGGUGUUUCCUGGGAGCCCCCGGCUCUGCAGAGGCCGCGUGGGGAAGCCCUGGGGCUGAGGCUGUUGGGGUGGGCACGGCAAGGCCCUGGGGCACAUGUGCUGCUCACUGGCCCAUGGCAAGCUGGGCAGGGACAGCCCGUGGUGCUACAGACAGUCUGGGCUCUGUUAGACCCGUGCUCCGAGCACAGAUGUAGCAUCUAGUCACUGCUCCUGUAAGAAGCCAAAUCCCCAGCUGUGUGUUAAGGAGAAACCUCACAAGAAUUACUCAUUGUGCAGCCAGCUCCUCUCUGUGCUCAGAGUUCAGAGCGUUUUUGGUUUUUUGCUGGCAGUGAAGCAGCAGUACAGAUGUGUAAUGUGCUGCUCCUCUAGAGAAAGAGUUACUGCAGGCAGCCAAGCCCAUCUCCCGUGCCUUCCUCUCUGCUGCUGUUUAAAGUGUGAGGAUUGUAGCAGAAGUUUAAAACUUGUGAUGGUGGGACAUGAGCUCCCCUGGGCUCUGCUGAGCAGCCGGGGGUUGGGGUAUAACUUCACAGUCUAAGUGGGCCAAGAGGGGAAAGCGGUGAGGGCAGACAGCUGGGCAAACACCAUGGAUUUCUCACAGCACUUUUGUUUCUACACUCAUAAGCACUAACGCAGCUUAAAGCUAUGAGCAGGUCUUUGUGUCUUUAAAACAAAUAAAAAUCCCUUUCACUUAAUAAAAUGGAAGUUGUUAAAAUAACUCUACUACAGUUUGCUUUUUACGACUACCUCUUAUCUCUGAACUGAAUUUGACCUGUGUCCUAAAUGUGAUUGCGGGGGUGGGGGUCGGGAACAAAAAGCACUGGGCAUUCCUCUUUGGGAGUGUAGCAGUGUGGCGGUUUGCCAAAUGCAGCUGGAAUUGUGGAGGAGACCAAAGCCUGUGAAAUAGCCAACCUGCUGCCCUGCCCACGCUUGUCUUGCAGCGCAAACUUAGCUGGGGUUUCCCCGGGAGCCACGGCAGAAGUCAGAGCUCUGAAGAAGUGACAGUAACACUUGGAUUUUCUGGGGCUUUUGUCUUGUGCUGGUCUGAGUGUGGGUACCCUGCUGUGGCCUUGGGACGCUGUCUGUGGCAGUGUCCUAGUGCAGGUUUUUGAUAAUACGAACAAAUUCCACUUCUUGUUUCCCAUUAUAGAUAAGACACCCUGAGGGAUUUACAUUUCACUUGAAAAAUAAAAUGCAA
Molecule: messenger RNA, 5442 nt
Organism: Athene cunicularia (burrowing owl)
Lineage: Eukaryota; Metazoa; Chordata; Aves; Strigiformes; Strigidae
Gene: FKBP15
Product: FK506 binding protein 15
Exons: 29
Coding region: 96-3734 (1212 amino acids)
Cellular component (GO): growth cone
Molecular function (GO): peptidyl-prolyl cis-trans isomerase activity
Source: RefSeq, a predicted model, not a curated record